Durio zibethinus is the source of this 1110-nucleotide messenger RNA. RefSeq names its product small heat shock protein, chloroplastic-like. Gene Ontology annotation, biological process: response to heat. The record is from RefSeq and is a predicted model, not a curated record. Lineage: Eukaryota; Viridiplantae; Streptophyta; Magnoliopsida; Malvales; Malvaceae.
GGUCCAGAUGUUGGGUCCAGAACCUUCACACCCUCACUCAAACUUUCAAGAUCCCUCCCCAAACUUCCCCUGCUUUUUGCCAUGCACAGAACAGAGUCUCCUCCGUUGGCCUAUAUAUAUUCACCGUCCUCCUCCCUAUCUUUAGCAGUUCAAAGAAAUAGUCAUUAAAGCUCUCUUUAUUAUUCAGUCUCCUAGCUACCUCUUAGUUCUCAAAGUCUUUGUUAUAACAAUGACUUCAACUUUGUCUUGGUCAUUUUCACCAAUGGUAUCAAACAGGGUUAAGCCUUGUUCCAUUAAAGUUAUAAUGCCAUUCUCUGUGUGUUUUCCGUCCAAGAAUUCUUGCAGCAGCCGGCUGUCUAUUGUAAGGGCACAGGCCGCUGGGGAUAACAAAGAUACGUCAGUGGACGUGCACGUUAACAAAGAUAAUCAAGGGACAGCUGUCGAGAAGAGGCCUAAACGGUUGGCUGUGGAUAUCUCUCCUUUUGGUUUGUUGGACUCCUUGUCUCCUAUGAGAUCAAUGCGUCAAAUGAUAGACACAAUGGACCGGAUGUUUGAGGAUGCCAUGACAUUGCCGGGCACCCGAACAGGAGCGAUGCGUGCACCUUGGGAGAUCAAAGAUGAUGAAUAUGAGAUCAAAAUGCGAUUUGACAUGCCAGGACUUGCAAAAGAGAACGUUAAGGUUUCCAUAGAGGACGAUAUUCUAGUUAUCAAGGCAGAGCAGAAAAAGGAGGAAGGAGAUAAUUCUUGGACAAAUAGGAGCUACUGUUCCUAUGAUACUAGUCUCCAACUACCAGACAACUGUGAGAAAGAUAAGAUCAAGGCAGAGCUGAAGAAUGGAAUUCUCUUCAUCUCCAUACCUAAGACAAAAGUUGAGCGCAAGGUUAUUGAUGUAGAAAUUCAGUAAAACGCUUGCGGGUUUUAAGAAGGUGCCUUUGUUUUUUUAUCUUACGCGAUCUUAAAUUUUGUGUAGAACUUGCUAUGAUGCUUUUGAUUUUAUACUUUGCAGAAGAAAGUUUUUGUAAAUGUAAGUUUACGUAAAUACUAAUGGGAUAUAUGAUCAUUUCUUUUGAAGCUAUGAAUACUCUCAGUAGGAAGUCUGUAGCUGGUCAU